AUGUCAAAUUUCAUUCGAGUAUCUAUUAAACAUGUUAGAGCAAUUUCCUUUAAGGCGGCAAGAUUUGAAAGAUAUCAUAAUAAAAUGGUUACCAAAGGAUUUAGAGCUGAAAUAUAUCGACCAUUCGAUGUUAGUAGUUUUAUCUUUGAUCAGAUUGGUCAAGGUUUUCGUACUGAUGUUUAUAUCAGUAAAGAGUUAAACAUGAAAUCCCUCCAAUUCACCACUAUAAAAAAGAACAUUAUGAUUGAGGACAAUUUUGACAUAUGUGCUUAUGGAAUCUAUAAAGAUAAGAAUGGAGAAUCAAAUCGUUUAUUUGUAAUGAAUGCUCAAGGUGAUAUUAAAUUCUUUUGGAAAAAAUCUACUCUUAAAGAUUUUGAUAGUGUAUCAAACUUUAUCAAAGCAAACUUCAUUCUUGGCUCCGACCGUACCACUUUGUACGCCGGUUACACUGACAACAUCAUCCGUGUCUUCUCCAUCUCCUCAUAA
Molecule: messenger RNA, 486 nt
Organism: Heterostelium album PN500
Lineage: Eukaryota; Evosea; Eumycetozoa; Acytosteliales; Acytosteliaceae
Exons: 3
Coding region: 1-486 (161 amino acids)
Source: RefSeq, a predicted model, not a curated record